AUGGACCUGCCAUCUUUAUUGGUUUGCUUACUGCUGGAAGUCCUGGCUGCAAACUGUCGAGAGGCGGCGCAGGAACGUAUCGUGGGAGGAUACGCACCGGUCCCACAUUCGAUCAAGUACAUUGUGUCGAUACAGACAACACAGCGUCAGCACUUCUGCGGGGGCUCCUUGAUAAAUAAGUACUGGGUAAUCACAGCAGCACACUGCAACAUCGGGGUGAACAGAAUGAUGAUCGUGGCAGGGGACUACUCUCUGGCCAUCUAUGAGGGCACAGAACAAGGAAUCCUGCCCCAGCUUUUGGUUCCCCACCCUGACUACAACAGCACCACCAACAACAACGACAUUAUGCUUAUAAAGCUGAAGGCCCCGGUCUAUCUGAACAGCUACGUAUCCAUCGCCCUGCUGCCCCGGCAGGGCGCCUCCAUAGCCGAGGGCAGAAUGUGUCGAGUGUCAGGCUGGGGAUACACCAGCCCCACGGGCCAGAUCCCGGCCACCCUUCGCACCGUCAAGCUCCCCAUCGUGUCCACAAAAAAAUGCAACAGCAGCGAGUCGUUCGAUGGCAGGAUCACAGAAAACAUGCUCUGUGCCGGGUUCAGUGCUGGUGGAAAGGACGCCUGUAAGGGCGACUCUGGGGGUCCACUUAUAUGUGAGGGCCGGGUCUACGGUGUGGUGUCCUGGGGGAGCGGAUGUGCUGAAGCCCAGUUUCCUGGAGUCUACACUGCUGUGUCCAAGUACCGAAGGUGGAUAGACAGCACCAUAUUCAACUACUACAGCAGGUGUAAACAGGAUUAG
Chelmon rostratus (copperband butterflyfish) is the source of this 792-nucleotide messenger RNA. Its product is annotated as trypsin-3. Bases 1 to 792 code for a protein of 263 amino acids. The transcript is spliced from 5 exons. Gene Ontology annotation, molecular function: serine-type endopeptidase activity. The record is from RefSeq and is a predicted model, not a curated record. Gene Ontology annotation, biological process: proteolysis. Lineage: Eukaryota; Metazoa; Chordata; Actinopteri; Chaetodontiformes; Chaetodontidae.